AUGAUCCAUCAAAGACUACUAGCCACCACCGUAGCAGUACUUUUAGCGACGACCACAUUCGUCGUCCCAGCCCGCGGGAGCCAGGAAGUGACCAUCACCAUCGCCAACGUGGUAAAUCCAGAGGCGCGCACAGUAACGGUGCACUGCCAAUCCAAAGACGACGACCUCGGCUUCCACGACCUCGGCGUUUACGAGGAGUACAGUUGGAGCUUUCAUCCCAACGCCUUGGGCGGGACGCUGUUCUGGUGCCGCCUUUAUAUUGCGGAAACCGAUCAGUGUCUUGUCUUCGACGCAUACCGUCAGAACCUCCACCGCGGCAACCACAUUUUGCGGUGGGAAGUCGAGGGUGCCGACGGGGUUUCGGGCAAAACCGAGCGCGGGGUUCCGGUGCGCAACGUGGCCAAUUGGCACCCGUGUUGA
Linum trigynum is the source of this 420-nucleotide messenger RNA. Lineage: Eukaryota; Viridiplantae; Streptophyta; Magnoliopsida; Malpighiales; Linaceae. The record is from the annotation of a GenBank genome assembly.